Castor canadensis (American beaver) is the source of this 3230-nucleotide messenger RNA. RefSeq lists its product as uncharacterized. Gene Ontology annotation, biological process: regulation of immune system process; regulation of cytokine production; negative regulation of transcription by RNA polymerase II. The record is from RefSeq and is a predicted model, not a curated record. Gene Ontology annotation, cellular component: nucleoplasm. Gene Ontology annotation, molecular function: RNA polymerase II cis-regulatory region sequence-specific DNA binding; DNA-binding transcription repressor activity, RNA polymerase II-specific. Lineage: Eukaryota; Metazoa; Chordata; Mammalia; Rodentia; Castoridae.
AUCCGUAGCUAAGCUCAGUGUGGCGGCCUACGUGUUUCCGAGGUGUUUUCGUGGUCCUACCGUUAGCCAGUGCCUGGAGAGCCAUACGGAGUACACACAAACCAGAAAUGGGGUUCGUGUCGUUUGAGGAUGUAUCUGUGGACUUCACUUGGGAGGAGUGGCAGGACCUGGAUGAUGCUCAGAGAAACCUCUACAGGGAUGUGAUGUUGGAGACCUACAGCAGCCUGGUGUCCUUGGGUCAUUGCAUUACUAAACCUGAGGUGAUUUUCAAGUUGGAACAAGGCUCUGGGCCAUGGAUGGUAGAAAAAGCUGCGAACUGGAACUGCCGAGAUGUCCAAAGAGCAAAUACUCUGAAUGAGACCAGACAAAAAAAUCAAGAGAGACAUUUGUGGCAACUCGUAAUUACCAACACCAGUACAUCAACUGAGAAGAGAGUUAAAAUAGGAACAAUAUUUAAUGUGAGCUCAAACCAUGUUACAAGUCUGACUAUAAAGAAUGGAAACUCUUCAGGAACGAGGUUAAAGGUGCUUAAUGUGCGGCAGAAUGUCCAUCUCCCUAGUAAGCCUGAUGAGAUGCAAGCUGGAAAGGAACCUGAUGGUCUUAAUGUAACUAGAAAGGCCCUCAGACAUCGUGAGCAUAACAACAUUCAGAAUGAGCAACAGCAUUUUCAAUAUUGUGGACAAGAAAAAGCCUUUAGCAUGAAGGCAUUGUGGACACAUAAGAGGUUUCAUGUGGGAGAUACUACCAGUAAAGUCAGUGAAUAUGGUAGAGCCUUUAAUAAAGUAACACAUACUGCUCAAGAUCUGACUCAGGAAAAGAAGGAAACUUCUACAUAUAAUGUAUGUGGGAAAACUUUCUAUAAAAAGUCUAGACUUACCAAACAUGAUAAAAUACAGAAAGGACAGAAAUUUGAAUGUAGUGAUUGUGAGAAACCUUUCAUUAAGAACUCAUGUAUUACAAAACGUCAGAGAACACAUACAGGAGAAAAGCCCUAUAGAUGUAAUGAAUGUGAGAAGAUUUUCUGUCAGAAGAUACAACUGAAUGUGCAUCAGAGAAUUCACAGAGGAGCAAAAGCCUAUGAAAGUUAUGAAUGUGGAAAAAACUUUAAGCAGAAGCAAAACUGUAGCAGGUUCCAGAGAACUCACACAGGUGAUAAACCCUAUGGUUGUAAUUUAUGUGGAAAAACCUUUUAUCGGAAGUCACACCUCUACAGGCAUCAGAGAAUUCACACAGGUGUGAAACCUUAUGAAUGUAAAGAGUGUAGGAAAAGCUUUUUCCAUAAGUCAUCUCUCACUAUACAUCAGAGAACUCAUACAGGUGAGAAGCCCUAUGAAUGUAAAAAAUGCAAGAAAACUUUCUACUGUAAAUCAGACCUGACUGUACACCAGAGAACUCACACAGGUCACAAACCAUAUGCAUGUGAAGAAUGUAGGAAAACUUUCUACUCUAAGUCACACCUCAGUAUACAUCAGAAAAUUCACACAGGUGACAGACCAUAUGCAUGUGAAGAAUGCAGGAAAACUUUCAACCGUAAAUCAAAUCUCACUGUACACAAGAAAACUCACACUGGUGUUAAACCAUUUGAAUGUAAUGUAUGUGGAAAAACCUUUCAUCGGAAGUCACACCUCUGUAUGCAUCAGAGAACUCACACAGGUGAGAAACCAUUCGAAUGUAAAGAAUGUAGGAAAGCCUUCUAUCAGAAGUCAAGCCUCAUCAGGCAUCAGAGAAUUCACACAGGUAACAAACCAUAUUCAUGUGAAGAAUGUAGGAAAACAUUCCUACAUAAAUCAUCCCUCACUGUGCAUCAGAGAAGUCACACAGGUAACAAACCAUAUACAUGUGAAGAGUGUAGGAAAGCUUUCUACUGUAAGUCGCACCUCACUGUACAUCAGAGAAUUCACACAGGUGAGAAACCCUAUGAAUGUCAAGAAUGUGAAAAGGCCUUUCACCAGAAAUCAUACCUCAGCAGGCAUCAGGUCACUCAUGAAAAUGAGAAGCGAUUUGAAUGUAAAGAAUGUAGAAAAACUUUCUUCCAUAAAUCAUCCCUCAAUGUGCAUCAGAGAAUUCACAUGCGGGGAAAUCCUAUGAAUAUAUUAAAUGUGGAAAACUCUUUUACCAGAAGCCAACUUCACCAGGCAUCAGAUAGUUCACACAGGGGAGACAUCCUAAAAAUGUAAUGAAUGUAGGGAAGUACUAUGAGAAGGUACACCUCAUCAAGUAUCAAGGAAGUCAUAUUAAAAUCUGCAUAAUACAGACUGGCUUUUUUUUUCCUUUUAGUAGGAUGCAUCCUGCAUUUUGUAGUCUCUCCUUACCAUGUGUGUGACCAUAUAAUUCAGCUCUAUAGUAGAUGUGGAUAUUUAUGAUGAUCAUUACACUUAGGAGCCCACACAAAGUUCUUUCUCCAUUAUGUUCUUUCUUUUUGAGUUCUCAUGUACCCUGAGCCUCACGUGAACAUGACCCCCAAAGAUGGCCUUGGAAGCCACUAAUAGAAGGUCACUGAUUUAAGACAAAUGUAACUACUUGAAGAGAGCAGAGUUAUUCCCAUCUCUAUUCCUUUUUAGUUUAUGCAAGUGAGAAAUACUCUGUUGAACCGUUACGCAUGAUGUGUUUACAUUACAGUGCAAACCCAGUGUAGCUAAUUCACUUUAUAAACUGAGAGAAGUUAGCUGUGCUUUUACAUUGCACAGUUAACAGAAGAGAAACCUGUGCUUUCAUCUUUUAUUAUCAUGUUAGUUUAUAGGAAAUAAAAACAGUCAUGCAGAGAAAGUUCAAUAAAUUGAGAUUGCUUUAUCAAGCACACAGUUUCAUUGAACAUCUUGACUAAGUUAAAUCUUUAUAAAGUGCUUCUGCAAAACUUCCAGCUUUCAUACUUCAGAAGGAAAUUCAGAAGGAAAACUGAAUUUCUGUAAUUUGGAUGUUAAUUUUUGAGUGGAAAUGUUACAGUAUUGGAAAUUAUUUAAGAAUACAUAUCAAUCAAUAAAUAAAUAUGAAAGACAAAUAUUGCCUGUCAGAGUACAUUGGGUUGUGUCUCAGGUCAUCAGUGGAGAUUGGGAGUUGUCACUGGCAUCUAGUGGAUAGAGGGCAGGCAUGCUUUUUAAACAGCUUCACAUAUAUACAGUUCACGUAUGCAAGUAUUUGGUAUGAGAAGAAAUUUUCAGCAGUACUGUGUAAUAAUUUGUGGGGUGAAGAGUAUACUUCAGUGGUAGGUAAUAUACAUAGCAUCAUGUAAU